Messenger RNA from Aspergillus wentii DTO 134E9, 1080 nucleotides. RefSeq lists its product as uncharacterized. Gene Ontology annotation, cellular component: nucleus. Bases 1 to 1080 code for a protein of 359 amino acids. The transcript is spliced from 2 exons. The record is from RefSeq and is a predicted model, not a curated record. Lineage: Eukaryota; Fungi; Ascomycota; Eurotiomycetes; Eurotiales; Aspergillaceae. Gene Ontology annotation, molecular function: transcription cis-regulatory region binding; zinc ion binding; DNA-binding transcription factor activity, RNA polymerase II-specific. Gene Ontology annotation, biological process: regulation of DNA-templated transcription.
AUGCUCGCGGAAUCAAACGACAUGUCUCCUGGUGGCGAGGAAGCGCCUAAACUGCGAACUGCCUGUGAAAAUUGCAGGCAAUCCAAGGUGAAAUGCAACUUGUCCAACAAGGAUACGUGUAUUCGCUGUCUUCGCCACGGGUUACAAUGUCGAUACGGAUUUGCCAAUCGGUCUGGCAAGCCCAAAGGCAGCAAAAACCGAGCUACGUUGAAGAAAUUGGGACAGCUUCCAGAGAGUCAAGCAACGUCUAUGCAUGCGUGGGAGAAAGAAAAUAUGGCGUUUGCAGUGGACUAUACUUUUGAGCUCACUGAGCAGCAUGGAAGCUACCAUACAGACCAAAGUACCGAAGAUGGCAGCAAUGCAGCAGUGAACGCAUCCAUGUUCGUGGGCGACAGCUGUGCAGAUCCAUAUCCACUGGAGGACAUGAUGGCAUCAACAGAUCUAGGGUAUCCACCGGGUUCCCUAUCGCCAACGUUUCUGCAAAGAGAGUUCAUCACCAAAGGCGAAACGAGCUGUCCUCUGGCCAUGCACAUCCCAUAUACAGCGCAGCCAACGUGCGCAUGCGUAGCAACUCAGCUGUUCUACCUGAACCAACUGAGCUACAUGGCGACCGACCCAACUCACCUACGACUGGACCACAGCUUGCAGACCAUCAAGUCAACGAUAUCCGCCUGUCGGACCUUCUUCCACUGUCCCAGCUGCCCCAAAGACAACACCAACCUCCUCCUUUCUGCAUCGACCCUAGACAUGACGCUGCAGCUUCUCGGGUACUGGAUACCCAACGAAGUCACACCGCACCCGACACUACAGGAUGAACGCGUGCACAUCCGGUACGGCCACUACGAGAUGAGCUACGAGGAGAGCCGACGGAUCCGCCACUUUCUCAUCCGAGGCCUUUUGUUUCAGUGCCGUGAGGUUCUGGGGAUGGCGCGGGCAGCCGUGGACAUAUGCAUUGGACCGAGGAAAGGAAUGCUGAACUUGGAGAUGGAAGAUCCACUCUAUCGGAUUGUCUUGGGGUGUGAGGGGGUGGUGGACGUUUUUGAUCGGUAUAUGUCGUUGAGGGAGUGUAUUUGUUCUUAG